Molecule: messenger RNA, 1876 nt
Organism: Apis laboriosa (Himalayan honeybee)
Lineage: Eukaryota; Metazoa; Arthropoda; Insecta; Hymenoptera; Apidae
Gene: ric8a
Product: synembryn
Exons: 9
Coding region: 237-1805 (522 amino acids)
Biological process (GO): G protein-coupled receptor signaling pathway
Cellular component (GO): cytoplasm
Molecular function (GO): G-protein alpha-subunit binding; guanyl-nucleotide exchange factor activity
Source: RefSeq, a predicted model, not a curated record
UAAAACAGUGUUUAAAUAUUUUCAAUUUAAUUUUUUCUGAAUUUUCAGAAAUAUACUGUGUAAAAUUAAAAAAUUAAUAAAAUCAUAAAAAUAGACAUAUUAUUGAUUAAAAAUCUUAUGUUUAUAAACAGAUAUAAAAUCAUUUAGUACUGUAUCGUUGAAUAAAGUGGAAUAUUCCCUUUGCCCGUGUUGUUCCAAGUGCCAACUUUUCAAUUCUAUAUUAUGUUAAUACUAACAUGGAUGUGUUAGUGCAAAAAAUAAUUUCAGACUCGGACGACGAAUUUUCAAAAAAUAUUAUUGCCUUUCAGAAAAAUUAUGGAAACCGAACAGUAUUUGAAGAACUCAAUAACGAUCAAUUACGUGAAAAAUUAUGGAAAACAUUGUUUCGUUGUUUAUCAGACAAUUCACAAUCAUUUCUUCAUUAUAAUUGUUUAUCCACUUUGCGGAUACUUAGCAGAGACAAAACAAAGUUAAACGAAUUAAUCACAGACGAAAGAUUAGGUAUUAUAUUAGAUAAUGCAGCUCUAAGGGACAUAAAUAUAAAUCUACGCAUCUAUAGCAAUGUUAAUAUUGAAGCUCUUAAAUUACUAUGUAAUUUAAUAUUCAAUAGUAUAAAGGUUCAAGAAUUAUUACCAAAAACACAUUGUUUACCAUGUCUAAUUGACCGUAUAAGAAAAUACAAUGAAAAAAUUCCAUAUGAAAUAAUGUUAUUUGAUACAAGAAUUAUAUUUCUAAUUACUGCUUUAAACAUUUCCACUAGACAAAUUGUUAAAACAGAAUUGAAUGGAGAUGAAUGUUUUAUAAAAAUGUUGGAGAAUAUAUGCAUUCAAUGUGAACAAGAUAAAUUAUAUUUUAUUAAGGAAGAUAAUGCAAUAUUAGUGUGUGAAAUUUUAAAAGCAUUAUUUAAUUUAUAUAUAAAUUCAGACAAUACAACAGAAGAAAAAAGUAAAAAUUUAGUUUCAAUUUUGAAUAAAUUAUUAUUAUUCAAAUCUAAGAAAGACAAUGAUCUUCAAAGCAACAUUGCAAAUUUAUUAACUGUGAUGCCAUAUAAUUGUUAUUCAGAAAUAAUAUCUCCUACCAAAGUGAAACACAAGCAAAUAUUCCAAAAUAUGGAUAUGAGUGCAGUAUUUGUUUUAUUAAAAUUUUUAGAUAGAAGACUAAAUUUUAAGGAUGACUUAAUAGGAAAUCUGAGUCCAAUUGUUACUGCUUUUAUCAGAAUGGUUAAAGCAGAGAGAUUAAUUCGAAAAUAUACCAGGCUACAGAUUUUACCUCCUUUAAAAGAUGUAAUGCAUCGCCCAGAAGAAGGAACUACUUUGAGGGCGAAGUUGUGUAAAUUAUUAACUUCUCCUUUGACAGAGUUACGAGAUCUCGUUGCCGAGUUUUUGUUCAUACUCUGUAAAGAAAAUGUUACUCGUAUGGUAAAAUAUACGGGAUAUGGAAAUGCUGCUGGAAUGUUUGCAAACAAAGGAUUGUUGGGACCGAAUAAAAAAAUUCGACCUGCUUAUUCUUCUGAAUCAGAAGAUAGUGAAACUGAAGAAUACUUGAAGCAUAAGGAACAAAUUAAUCCAGUAACUGGCUGUUUUGAACAUCCAAAACCUAAUCCUUUAGAAGGAAUGAGUGAGGAACAAAAAGAAUACGAAGCCUUACAACUCAUUGGCCUUGUUGAUAAGUUAACAAGGGAAGGUGUGGUACAGCCUUGUAGAAUUGGAGAUGAUGGAAAGCCAAAACCAAUUGAACAUGUCCUGGAAUUGCAAGAGGAACUACCAAAGCAACAAUAUAAUCAUCGAGACUCUGAUUCUGAUUGAAUGCUGAAAUAUUUGUAUAUAAAAUUGUAUGUAAGCACAAAUACAAAAUAAAAGUACUUAUGUGAAAUGUA